UGUGAAAUAGUGUUUCAUACCGCUAUUGUUUCCCAUGAUAUAUUUUUCCAUGUCUGUUUUGUCGACUGCUUGUGCUCCUGAAGAGGAACGUCAGAUGUACAGAUGCCACACAUCGCACGUCAGAGGGAUGGCACUCUCCAGUCUUGACCCUGAUGUAGUAGACGUAGAUACCGACUGCCGUGAUUUGCUGACGGACCUACAUGAAAGUCCACAGCGCAUGGCGCCGCGUCUCCGCCAACGCCUGGAAGCUGUACAAGCGAGGAUUAGCAGGUCGGUCAGAGAGAAAACCGAUCUGUAUCUUGAUAGACAGAACACAGAGCAACACAUUGAAAUGUUAGACAAACAGGACGAAAUUCUUCGGGAGAAAGUCGUGAUUCUGAAAGCUGAGAUAGACAGACUCAAGAAGACCUGUGCUAACAGAGAACAGAUUCUAACCGACGCGGAGAGAACAGAGGGAAGUUACCUCGAGUUUUACACAACCUGGGCUAUGGCGGCACAUAUGACGGUCUUUCCAGUGUGUUUCGUCAUAGGAGCGCUGCUCAAUGUAAUUUCAAAACGUCAUGAAACAGCAAGAAGCAAUGUUAAAGACGCCAGAGAACACUUGUCUUCAGCUGCACGGAAACUGGACGAUACCAAACGUGUGCUGCAGGAAACCCAAUGCAGUAUUGAAAGUGGGCGCGAUUCGAAAGGGCGUUAUGAGGGUAAAGUGAAGGCAUUAAAGGAACAAACUGAUGGCGUCUACACCGACUUGAAAAGUCUUACCAUGCAAGAAACACGCAUCAAGAAACAAAUAACAUUGUGUUGAGAAUACUCCAACAAAUUCCAACACAGGUUGGAGCAGGACAGUAUACCCCUCGGCCAACUGUACGAGGACAUCAGCUGUUCACAUGAACACAUGGACAUGUUGGACAAGGACGACGAUGUAACAAUGACGUUCUAGAAGCUCCUCUGUAUCCCCAACAUGAACAACGGCGUGGAUACAGUUGCACUGUUUGUUUCAGUGUGGUGUAACGGUGCAUUGUUUCAACUUUUGUUCGGUUGGUUUCCAAACUUAACUUGUCUGACCAUUCUGCUUGUUGCCUGCAUUGUGAUGUUGUCAUAAAGAUCGUUAGGUGCUUCAUAGAUCGGCAGCGAUUGGCUGUAUCAGUCCAGAUAAUGACUAUAAAUAUGAUCACACGUUCGAAUGGUGAUCAUAUCAUAUCUCUCUCACUAUGGAGUGAGCUGGAAAGCUUACUCCGCUCUUGCUAGAUGAUUGCAGGAAUAACAUUGUGCAGUGAGCGAGAACAGUCGGAUGGACUAACAUGAUCGUGGUGGUCAGUUCGAUGAACUGAGUGUCAAAUGGAACAUUAUGGACAGUUAAAUGAUUAAAUUUAUAAUGCUAUCUUAGGAUCGUGGCACAAGGCUGCAGACAGUGAACACAUGGCCUAUCAUGCGGAUUAACUUUAAUUGAUUGUAGUAGAAAUAAGUAUUUAAAAGAAACAGCAAGAAUCAUUAUUAGUUAUAAAAUAGGUGUGUGUGUGUGUGUGUGUGGUGUAUGUGUGUGUGUGCGCGCGUGCUUGUGCGUGUGCGUGCGUGCGUUGUGAUUAAGGGUCUAUACAUUGUGGAAAGUAAAUAAA
Haliotis rubra (blacklip abalone) is the source of this 1616-nucleotide messenger RNA. RefSeq lists its product as uncharacterized. Lineage: Eukaryota; Metazoa; Mollusca; Gastropoda; Lepetellida; Haliotidae. The record is from RefSeq and is a predicted model, not a curated record. The transcript is spliced from 2 exons. The coding region runs from base 35 to 805 and encodes 256 amino acids.